This is a messenger RNA of Paramecium pentaurelia, 1557 nucleotides long. The record is from the annotation of a GenBank genome assembly. Lineage: Eukaryota; Ciliophora; Oligohymenophorea; Peniculida; Parameciidae.
AUGUAUAAACCAAAAAUGAUUGAAAAUGAGAAAGAUCUUAAUUGUUACAUGAAACAUGAAUUACCUGUCACAAUGAUUAUACUAGAUUCUAAAUAAAAUGUAAAUGGAAGACUUUUAUGUUAAUAAUGCAUUGAUAAUAAUGAAUUUAAUUUUGACAAGUUAUUUGGAUUAUAGAAAGCUAUUAAUAUUAUGGAAGAUAAUAGGAAGAAUUUAUUAUCAAAUUUUGAAAAUACAAUUACAAAGAACAUUAAAAAAGUAGAAUCUUUGUAAAUGCAAAUAAAUUCUUUAAAGUCUAAUCUUAAUUAAAAAUUAGAUUAUUUACUUGAUAUCACAAAGAAUUGGAUAUAAAAUUUAGAAGUAAUAAUAUAAUAAUACACCGAGUAUAGUUUUUUUAAAGAGAUUAAUUUAAUAAUAAUGAAUAAAUAAAAUAAGGAAGAUCAUAAAUAAUUUAAAAAUUAGAUUAACUUAUUAAAUGAUGGUUGGAUAAAAAAAAUUAGAAAUCAUUUCUAAUUUUUUAAAUCAUUUUCAGAAUACGAAAUUUGUAAUGAAAUAUUGAAUAAUCUAAAUUAAUCAAUAUAAGAAUAAUAAUAAAACCAAGUUACAUUAUAAUUUAUUGAUGAUUCAAUUGAAUAAAAAGAAGGUUGUAGAGCAAUUGUAUUUGAUCCAAAAGGAAAGAUAAUGGUAUCAACAAGUGGAAAGGAGAUUAAAAUUUGGAAUUUUGAUAAUGGUAAAAUUAAUUUAAUUCAAACACUUUAAGAACAUUAAGAAUUUGUUAAUUGUUUAGUAUAUAGUUAAAUAUAAUAAUUUUUUAUUUCUGGCUCUUCAGAUAAGUCAAUUAGAUUAUGGAAAUAUGUGAAUAAUAAAUGGUAGAGUUCUAAAAGAUAUAAUGAGCAUAAAGGAAUGAUUUAUUGUGUAAUUUUAACUUAAAAAGAAGAUUAAUUAAUUUCAAGUAGUAAUGAUAAAUCAAUUAAAAUAUGGAUGGUAGAUUUUAACAAUGAUUAAUUGAGAUUUCUAUAUUCAUUAGAAAAACAUACUGGUAUUAUAUAUUCUUUAAGUUUAAAUUAAUCAGAAUAAAUAAUGGUUUCUAGUGGAGUUGAUUAAAUUAUAAUCUGGUAGAAUGGAAAAAAUAAUAAAUGGAAGUUUUUGUAAGUAGUUAAGUAAACAUUAUAAGAGAUUGGAUGUCAUGUUAAAUUUUUAAAAGAAAAUUAAUUUAUUUGGUUACCUGAAAAAAGUAAUAACUUGUGUGUAUUUGAAUAUUAAGAUGGUGAAUUUAAAGAGAAUUUAUAUAAGAGAGUUUGUUUUUAAAAAAAUUAAGGAUAUUUAAAUGAAUUUAAUUUUCCAAUAAUUUAUAAUGAAGAUAAAAAUUUAAUAUGUUUAAGACAUCUAUAACAUAUUUGUUUACUUAAAGCGUAAAAUGAUGGAUAAUUAUAAAUUAUUUAGGAAUUUGAUUGUAAACAUUAGUGUAUAUAUGGAACAAUAACAAAUAAUGGAUAAUAUUUAAUAUUUUGGGGUGCAGAAAAAAACAAAUAUGAAAUUUAUGAAAUAUUAAAUAAUUGA